Alnus glutinosa is the source of this 1215-nucleotide messenger RNA. Its product is annotated as chaperone protein dnaJ 50. The coding region runs from base 46 to 948 and encodes 300 amino acids. Lineage: Eukaryota; Viridiplantae; Streptophyta; Magnoliopsida; Fagales; Betulaceae. Gene Ontology annotation, biological process: protein folding. Gene Ontology annotation, cellular component: endoplasmic reticulum membrane. The record is from RefSeq and is a predicted model, not a curated record. The transcript is spliced from 10 exons.
AACGAGGGGAAGACUUUCAAAGGGAAAUCUCAGUCUCAUUUCCGAAUGGCGCCAGCGGAAGCGUUCCGGUGGUGCGCCGCCGUGUUAGCGCUGAUGCUGUGUCUUCUUGUCUCCCCAUCAACGGCGAUCUACUGCGACGAGGACGAUUGCUACGAUCUCCUAGGGGUUUCGCAGAAUGCUAAUGGUUCGGAAAUCAAGAAAGCCUACUAUAAGCUCUCACUAAAAUAUCAUCCGGAUAAAAAUCCCGACCCUGAAUCGAGACAGCUGUUUGUCAAAAUCGCCAAUGCCUAUGAGAUUUUGAAGGACGAGGCGACGCGAGAGCAAUACGAUUAUGCAAUUGCACAUCCAGAGGAGGUAUUUUACAAUACAGCCCGUUACUAUCGUGCAUAUUAUGGUCAUAAAACAGAUCCCCGUGCUGUCCUGGUUGGCCUUCUUUUGAUUCUAUCAGCAUUUCAGUAUCUCAAUCAGUGGACAAGGUAUAAUCAGGCUAUAGAAAUGGUCAAGAAGACGCCUGCUUACAAAAAUAGAUUACGGGCUUUGGAACUCGAACGCAGCGGAGGAACCACAAAUAAGAAGAAGACUAACAAGCAGAUGACCAAGAAAAUUGAAGACGAUCUUGGAAAAGAACUUGAACUGCAGAUAAAGGGAGCUGAAAAGCCCUCCAUCUGGGAUCUUGUUGGUCUCCGUUUCGUACUCCUACCUUACACCAUUGGAAAGCUAUUAUUAUGGACAGCUUGUUGGUUCUGGAGAUACAAGGUGAAAAAAGCACCCUAUUCUUGGGAAGAUGCCUCUUACCUAACACGAAGAUCCCUUGGAGCUCCCUUUGAAGCAUGGAGAAAUAUUGAUGACUCCACGAAGGAAGAUCUUGUUCAUAGACGUUUAUGGGAGAAAUCCAACAUGGAAAGCUACCUGUCUGAGAUGCGGAAAGAAUCAAAGCGCAGGAGAUAAUAGAUUUUGUGGCUUUGCUUCCAAGUACUCUUGAAAUGCUGACGACACAAUUUUGAUAAAGUCAACCUAUACGGAAGAGUUUACGCAUAAUUAUACUAAGAUACUUCUACUGUAGUCUGUAGGGGUUGUUUUAUUGGAGUAGACUCCAGAGGUGAGCUUAUGUUAGUUUUGUGGCGCCCUUGUUGGCUAUAUUUGUUUGAUUCUAAUAUAUAACAUUAGAUGAUUUACUUUUGUAAACCCAUUAUGAGAGACCCAUUUUUCCUUUUA